Molecule: messenger RNA, 2541 nt
Organism: Leishmania major strain Friedlin
Lineage: Eukaryota; Euglenozoa; Kinetoplastea; Trypanosomatida; Trypanosomatidae
Gene: SCG4
Product: phosphoglycan beta 1,3 galactosyltransferase 4
Exons: 1
Coding region: 1-2541 (846 amino acids)
Cellular component (GO): membrane
Molecular function (GO): hexosyltransferase activity
Source: RefSeq, a predicted model, not a curated record
AUGCAGCCAAGCGUGUGCUUGUGCCACUUUGCCGGCCACCUGCACACCUUAGGCACUCCUUCCGCCACCCCCGCACUGCGCGGGAAGUACACCAUCAUGCGAGAGGAGAACAAUGUGCCAGCGGAGUGGGCUCCCAGGGACACGCACCGCCUCGACCCUCUUCAGCUGCUUCCCCCCUCUCAGAGGCACUGCGGGCAGAGCAGCGCUGCGGAGAGCGGAGAGGGCUGUCACUCGCGCUCACGCGGCAAGCCGGAGGUGCACUCGACUCGAGCGUCGAGCGGUGGUAAGAGGAGCACCGGCACACUGCCGAGAAGCGAUGACUGCUUGAAUGCCGUAGCACGGACCCCCCUGUUCAACUCCUGCGGUCAUCCUCGACGAUCCGCGGCACAAUGUCUGCGUUUAUGCACUCGACAGCGUCGUCUGGCUGCGCUAGCCGUCUUACUUGCUCUCAUCGUCAUGGUUCACUGGGUCAUCAGCCAAUUCACGACCAAUGUAGGCUUACAACAGAAAUCAUCGAUAGAGUUGCUCAAUGAAGCGAACCGUGAAUAUGAGUCUUCAUCGCCGUUCUCUGUCCUGGUGCAGCACGAGCGUGCUGUUGAGCGGUUGACGACCGCACAGCGUGGUCUUGCGGCCUCUGGCGCUGGCUCUCUGGCGAGACUCGACCGGGAUCAGCUGCCGUCGUGGACGUUGCGUGUGAUCGACGAGGACUGCACGAUGUGCUUCGACAAUGUCACAUACGCUUCUGCGGUCGCUGCGGAUGCGGGGAGAUCGACUAACAAGACGGGACAUCAUAAGCAAAAAGGGCUUUCCGUGUUCGCGACGACAUCUGCACCGCUGGGCCUCAUGGGGCCGAUGCUGUUUGCGAUGGCGAGCGUGACGGACGACGUGGACGUUGCAGCGGAACUGCCGCGGUGGCAAUGGGUGACCUGGUCGUACGCGCAGCAGCGCCGCUUCGUUCACGCAUCGCAGUCGCGGAGCACAGGUGAGCGACCGCGACACUUGAUCGUGUUGGGCAUACCUUCAACGGACCAACCGAUGCGCUACCCUCUGCGGGACGCGCAGCGGGCGACGUGGCUGACGUACCGAGAGGUUGCACGCACCGAGAACAACUUUACUGGCGCGCUGCUGCAGCUCUACGUGUUCGCUGCUGCGGAGCAUGAUUCUGAGGACUCGACGCAUUCCGCCGUGGACAUGGUUCAGCUGGCCCCGACAGUGAGCGAGUACGCCGCAGCAACUGAGCAGCACCUGGCUGUGGAGGCUGGAGACGUCAACAAUGCACCCCCCUACCUGCAGCGUCGCGUGGUGCUGCGUGAUGGGUGGCGCGACAUCCCACGAAGUGAUGACGCGGUGUGGAGAUCACCCUGCGCUGGUGUAAGGACCACCGUGGUGACUGCGGCAAGUCUUGUGGCCGGGACCUCGUCCCUCGCGGCUCUUUCAGCCCAGUUGUCGCUGCCCGUGACACCUGCCUUCACAGCAGCGGCGCAGUACGUGUGCCAUGUGUCCGCGGCACUGUGGCAGGAGGCGCUGCACCACCGCAACUCGCUAUGGCUGGACUUUUUGACGGACCGCAAGCCGACCACGAAAAAGAAAAUGGGCAUGAGUAUAUCGUGGGGUAUACCGACGGAAGUAGGCAUGUCUCAAAAGACCGUGUUAUGGCUGAACUACGCGUACACUGCCUUCCCGGACGUGCCGUACAUCAUGAAGGGCGACGACGACAUGUACCUGAAGGUGCCACAGUACUUGAGCGACCUGCGGCAUGUGCGCGGUGGGUGGCAGAAGCCGCGCAACUUGACGGUGACGAUUCCACACAGAGGGGUUAUCCCACCGACACUGGCCAUCGACGACGCGGAGGAAUGCCUGUAUCGAGUGUGGUGGACCUAUAGCAAAAAAAUCGCGUAUGGCAACGGCGUGGGCUACAUUCUGGACCGUCGCCUCAUCCAGGCUGCACUGAACCCGUUUGAUGGCUUCAAUGCUCUUCUGAUGAAGCUGCUGACAAAUCCCUACGAUUACAGGCUGGAAAAGGAAUAUCUUAGCUUGAACAUGCAGUACGAGGAUAUGCAUAUCGGGAAGCAGAUAAGAGAUCACCACGACGCCGUGGAGAGGUUCUGCCCCAAGAAGCGCGUGUGCUACAUGGCUGACCGGCGGUUCCGGGCGCACCAGAUUCUGCGGCCAAAGCCUGUCAAGCUGACGUGGAUCUCGGUGAUGGCGCACUUUGGCAUGCCAGCGAUUCCAUACUAUGUCCACUACUUCCACAAAAAUGAGUUCAAGGUGGCCGAGGAGGCGAAGCGGUUGAUUGCGCAGGGCAUCGACGCGAAGACGAUUGAGGAGAAUGCAACGCAGCGGAUGCACGAGUGGGUGGCGUCUCAGGUGCCGAGCACACUCGUGGGGCUCGGAGCGUCAUUCCAUCUCGACUGGGUACGCGGAGACCCACACACGGCGUACACUGUAGCCGAGGAGGACGAAGUCGCGGUAUACGAUGUUCGGUACAAGCUCCGCCGAAGGAACGAUGUCGCGUGUGUCUUGGAGUCUGGUAAGAGGUAG